Molecule: messenger RNA, 1173 nt
Organism: Morchella sextelata
Lineage: Eukaryota; Fungi; Ascomycota; Pezizomycetes; Pezizales; Morchellaceae
Exons: 1
Coding region: 1-1173 (390 amino acids)
Source: RefSeq, a predicted model, not a curated record
AUGUCAACCAACAACCCCACCCCCUCCGACCGCCGCCGCGGCUCCCGCAAGUCAGCGCUCAAGGCCGCCGUCAAGCCAAAAUACAAACCCACUGUGCGCGCGCCCCCACCCCCGCGAAAUACGAAGGAAUCGCAAGAGAUCCUCGACCUCUUCCACCAUGCGUUCAACGCACUGUUCACGCCGCAGCUGCCGGAGCUGCUUCAGAAGGUGAAGACGCAUCUGUUCAACCGGGACUUCCUGGAGGCGUUCGGCGCCCAGGAGAACCUCGAGGCGUAUGUGGUGCGGUGGAGCCCGAGCAGGGCGCUGUGCUACCGCGAGGUGUUCUUGGAGUUGUCGCCGGCGCUCAGGAAGGUGUUUGAGCUCAAGGGAGAGGAGAAAGUCGAGAUUGUGUGUAUUGGUGGAGGUGCGGGUGCGGAGGUUGUGGCUGUCGCGGCGGCGGUGAAGAGCUUGAUGAGGGCCGAACUGGCAGCUGCGCCUGCGCCUGCAAUUGCAAAGGAAGAGGGAAGCAAGGCCGGGGAGAAUACGGGCGAUGAGGAAGUGAGCGAGGAGCCCGAAGAGGCUGGAGAGGGCCCAGACGAGGCGAAAGGCCUCGAAAAUGACCUCGAAUCAUUGACCCUCACCUCUGACUCCCCACCCGCCACAACCCCCACCCCCUCGCGCUCACUACAUAUGACCGCCAUCGACAUCGCCGACUGGACGAGCAUCACCACCACCCUCACCACAGCGCUCACCACCGCCCCCACCCCCACGCGCGCCGCCUACAUCCCGCCCACCCUCUACAGCGUCGACUUCCACCACCACGACAUCCUCACCCCGCGCGACACGCCGCUCAUCCCGCCCACCACCCGCCUCAUCACCCUCCUCUUCACCACCAAUGAGCUGUACACGCAGUCGCGCGCCGCAACGACAAACUUCUUCCUCUCCCUCAAGGAGCUGGUGCAGCCUGGGUGCUUGCUGCUGGUGCUGGAGAGCGCGGGGAGUUACUCGACGGUGUUGGUGAAUGGGAAGACGUUCCCGAUGGGGAUGCUGCUGGAUCAUACGUUGCUGGCAGGAGACGUGUGGGAGAAGGUGCUGGGCGAGGAUGCGAAGUGGUUUAGGCUGCCGGAGGGGCUGAGGUAUCCGAUUGAGUUGGAGAAUAUGAGGUUUAUGGUUAGGGUGUAUAGGAAGACUUGA